CCACUGCCCAGACUAUAGGGUGCAGUUUAUUAUUGCUUUCUUUUCCUUGUUGCUGUGGCUGCCCUAUCCGCCGUUGGCCGUUUCGCCGCUGGCUACUGGUUGUCCGCGUCCGCCAUCAAUCCUCUUCCACGCUGUCGUUGCUGGUUGCUUUUGCUUCCUGCAAUCCGGGCCAUAAGCACCAAGCCAGCUGUAUCAGUCCAAGCGGGCAGCAAGUCGAGAUCUGUGGUUUCGUAAUUGCCCAGGCGAGACAUCUCCUCUUCCCACUCUUGUAGUUCUCCCAUCUGUGGCGGAGGAGAGAGAGCCCGGUCAUGGCUACAAUUCGGAAGAGAGAAAACAGGCAAACAUUGGGAUGGUCGCUACAGUUCUGUGAUGAUUGGAAAAAAACAAAAACGAGAAAGGUGGUGUUGUGGCUGAUCUUGUCUGAUGAGCAACAGCGACCUAGCGCAUGUUCUUGUCCCCUGAUCCCAGGCGCCAAUGCGGAGGGCCGCUGCGAAACACCCUUGUCUCUGUUUCUCUGCACGCCGGGCUGGGCUCAGUCAGCAGAGCAGCUAGGACACUCCAAAUGGUAUCGACUUGUAAUGCCCGGAAUCAACUAUGCUUGGCUGGAGCCUUCGGAACGUUUACUUGCCGAUACUAUCAUUGCAAAAACGGGAAGGGCUCUGGAAAAGGGGAAUGCGGAGCAUCAUCCUCUCCUGGUGAUUACUAUUGGUGUCUUUUACUGCAAGUAUAACGACCUCCUUUGCACGGUAGCGAAUCCUUACCUAGCCUGCCUAGUGUACUCGAGUCUUGGAGGUGGUGUGUUGGUGUGCUUAACCUGGUUCUGGGCCACAUCACGUCGACCGGUCCCCUUCACAUUGGAUCUGUCUGGCGACUUGAUGAUCUGUGCUGUCAAGAUGCGUCUUUUCGUCUCCAUUCUUGCUUUGUUUAAGGUUGUUUUUUCUCUUGUGGUCUGGACAAUUGCAAGAGGUAGCACGAUACCACAUCUAGGGCCAGACCUUUCAAGUCCUUCAUGCCAGGUCAUUGAUAGGGUUGUUUGUGCCUCGCACAUCCGCGUCUUCGGAUGGGAAAAGCGUACGUGUAUCGGCCUGGUACCCCUAGCUGCCGGCUUGUCCACGAAACUUGUGUUUCCACGUAUUUCCACUAAAUAG
Messenger RNA from Neurospora hispaniola, 1148 nucleotides. RefSeq lists its product as uncharacterized. The transcript is spliced from 5 exons. The coding region runs from base 309 to 1148 and encodes 279 amino acids. Lineage: Eukaryota; Fungi; Ascomycota; Sordariomycetes; Sordariales; Sordariaceae. The record is from RefSeq and is a predicted model, not a curated record.